Pomacea canaliculata is the source of this 1517-nucleotide messenger RNA. Its product is annotated as lipoxygenase homology domain-containing protein 1-like. The record is from RefSeq and is a predicted model, not a curated record. Bases 76 to 540 code for a protein of 154 amino acids. NCBI's taxonomy places the organism in Eukaryota, Metazoa, Mollusca, Gastropoda, Architaenioglossa, Ampullariidae. The transcript has 4 exons. Gene Ontology annotation, molecular function: protein binding.
UCGUCCCAGGGGUGUGAAUAUAUUUUCUAGGAUAUAUAUAUAUACGUGGUUACUUUCUUUAAAAGAUUGACAGAAAUGAAGUCACUGGUGUCGGGUUGGAGUUGUUCAAUGUGGCGUCUAGUGUUUCUGCUCUGCUUUCUUAGAGGAUUUGGUGUUAAAGGGAUCAGUUGCGAAAUUCAGGUGUAUACAUCAUACGUGCCGUAUGCGGGUACAGAUGCUGAUGUUCACAUUGUUCUCAAUGGAACCAAGGGAACGUCCGAGUCCAUACCCUUGAAUAAUGGUCACAACAACUGUGAAAAAGGGAAGGUAGACAGCUUCAAUGUUGAGACUCGAGACAUCGGGGCGCUGUGUUCAGUGCGCAUCCAUCAUAACAACAAAGGUUUUGCUGCUGGAUGGCAUCUCGAGAAGAUUCGUAUCAUCUGCAACCAUGGCAACACAUACUACACAUUUCUGUGCAACUGUUGGCUUUCAACAACUGAUGGAGAUAAAAAAACAGAGAGGACGAUUUCCGCUACUGAACCGUGCACGAGAAGGAAAUAAACGGAUUCUUGUGCAAACUUCCUGACCAGUGAACGAAAAGGUAUGAAAAUAGUACCUAGUGUUGUAAUCUUUCUUUGCACAAAAAUAAAUUAUGUUUGCUCAUAAAAAGCAUUUAAAAGCUUUAAGACAAAAAUUUAGACUAAAUUAAUUCACAGUAAUUGCAUUGGGUAUCUAAGUACACUUGACUUUGAAUUGUUAUUGAUUAUCAUAUAAAAACUGAGUACAGUAACACUAUAUAUUCUUAUAUUUAUGAUUCAUAAUGAGGAGAACACAUGCUUAUUAGAUAUUUUCUCGUGGAUAAUAAAGACGACUGUAGAUUGCAACGAUAAUGUUAGCUUGGUUUAAUUCGAGAAAGGUUUCUUUUGGUUGAUUUUUUUAUCAAGAUUUUUUAAAUUCUUUUGUUUCAUAAUAUUUUUUCAACUUUAGCAUCACAUUUAGUUUAUUUAAAUUUUCUGUUUAGAUUUUUUUCUUUGUUAGUGUUUUUGUAACUAUAUAUUACCUGUGCACGAAAAAUCUUGUCCUUCGUCUAACAAGAAGAUAAAUAAAUUUCUUCCGAUGUCUACGACUACUCUUGAACAGUAUCAAGACUCGCGAUCCUGAUGAUGUGUCUGCAACCUUCUGUAGAUUAUAACAAAAGCUGUAGGACAAUCCAUUGUGGUGUGCUCUUAGUCACUGGCCAUAGUAACAAAAACAAAUUGUGUCCAUGAUGAUUUGGAAAGUUUGUGUAAAUUACAGUUAAUAGAUUGCUUUUAUCAUCAAAGUCUCUUCCCUCUUAGCUCAAAAGAAAAGCAAAUAAACGAAAGACCACCACAUGGAGGAAACAUUAAAAGGAAUAAGAAUGGAAAUGAUUAUUUUCUAUUUACGUAAUCCAAUUUUUUCUCAAAAAAGGAUUUUAAAUCAACAUUUUAUUCCAUUGUGAACGUUGUUUUAACUUAAAUGCAAAUCGCAAAUAAAAAUAAAAGGACACGUGCAAUCUA